UACUUAACACAACUACCCCAAAAACCCUAGCUUUUCUUACUGGAGGAGGAGGAGAGAGAAAGAGAUAACGUGAAGAUUCUCUCUAAUCAAACCCUAAACAAUUCUGAGCUUAUGUUCGAAUUGUCCUUGUUUGAUUUCCCCCCUUUUGCUUUCAGUUGCAGAACUUCACCUGCUCUUUCCACUUUCGUUUGUUCUAACGCCCCAUUUGGGCCUGGUGGGUCAGAGUUUUCGACGCUUCAAUUGCUAUUUCGAGUGUCUGAUGUUUCUGUAAUUGGAGUUUCGUCGUCAGAGAUUUGAAUUUUGAGGUUUAGAUCUCUUUUUUUGCUUCACGUUGGAUUAAAUGCGGUUAAAGGGGUCUUUGUCGCUUCAUUGAAUAGCUUAGCUGUGGUGAAAGAGAUGAGCACUUGGAGAAGGUGUUUAUUUGAAGAUUUUUGGAUUUCCGAGGGGUUGUUUGGGAUUGGGAUUUCUUGGAAAUUGUAGAUAUUCGUCCGGAGAAAGGUUUCAGCAGGUGGAGUUUCUCUGAAUCUUCUGUUGUCUAUCCAUCAUGUUUCAGCCGAAGAAAGUCACAAACAUUGGCUUAGUGCCUCAUAAGGCUCAGAGUGCUGAUCAACUUGCAAAUGUUGGAGUAUUGGGGGGAUCCACAAUAAACAAUUCAGCUCCUCCUGGUGGGACUGGAAAGCAACGCUUGCGGUGGACUUCAGAUCUUCAUGAUCGCUUUGUAGAUGCCAUCACACAACUUGGUGGACCAGAUAGAGCAACACCUAAGGGUGUUCUGAGGGUGAUGGGUGUACCUGGCCUUACUAUAUAUCAUGUGAAGAGUCAUUUACAGAAGUACCGCCUUGCAAAAUACCUACCAGAAUCUCCAGCUGACGGUUCUAAAGAGGAGAAGAAAGAUUCUGGUGACAGCCUCUCUAGCAUGGAUUCUGCCCCGGGAGUACAAAUCAAUGAGGCACUGAAGAUCCAGAUGGAAGUGCAAAAGCGUCUUCAUGAACAGCUUGAGGUUCAAAGACAGUUGCAACUUAGAAUUGAAGCUCAGGGGAAGUAUUUGCAGAAGAUCAUCGAAGAGCAGCAAAAACUAGGUGGUGCACUUAGUGCCUCUGAGCCAUCCUUGGCUGAGGAAAAGCAAAAGCCAUGCCCAUCCCCACCAGAUGCCCUGCUUGACUCCUCUCCUCCUCAAAAGAAGCAGAGGGUAGAUGAUGGGUCAAUGGAUCCUGCUCCUUCUGUGCUCCCACCUAGGACGGUCAUUGGUCAGUGGGAUCAAAACUUGUAUGGGAGUGAUGGUGGGUUUGGAUUUGAUGUGGAGACAGAGAUACAGGGGGAGAAUGAUGACGGGAUGGAGCAGAGGGUGCCCCAUGCACCAGGGCUGCCCAAUGUUACAGGAGGAAUUUGAUCUUAACCAAUCCAUGCGAUAGUAGUUAUCAGUAGGCUGGUCAAAGGUUAGUAGUUGCUACUAAUUGAUACAUGCAUAUCAUUUUUUAUAAAUUAUCCAGACGUGCAUUUGGCUCAUUGCCUUUUGCAAAUACUAGGUAGGGCAGCUGUUAAUCUUGCUUGUAUAAUUAACACACUGUAAUCCAUUUGUAAUUAUAAUUAUAUAUAAUA
This is a messenger RNA of Telopea speciosissima, 1599 nucleotides long. Its product is annotated as myb family transcription factor PHL7-like. The coding region runs from base 545 to 1390 and encodes 281 amino acids. The transcript is spliced from 7 exons. The record is from RefSeq and is a predicted model, not a curated record. Lineage: Eukaryota; Viridiplantae; Streptophyta; Magnoliopsida; Proteales; Proteaceae. Gene Ontology annotation, molecular function: DNA binding; DNA-binding transcription factor activity.